Arvicola amphibius (Eurasian water vole) is the source of this 3765-nucleotide messenger RNA. It is a transcript of the gene Rhbdf2, whose product is annotated as rhomboid 5 homolog 2. Lineage: Eukaryota; Metazoa; Chordata; Mammalia; Rodentia; Cricetidae. The record is from RefSeq and is a predicted model, not a curated record. Gene Ontology annotation, cellular component: endoplasmic reticulum membrane. Gene Ontology annotation, molecular function: serine-type endopeptidase activity. Bases 410 to 2878 code for a protein of 822 amino acids. The transcript is spliced from 20 exons. Gene Ontology annotation, biological process: regulation of epidermal growth factor receptor signaling pathway; regulation of protein secretion.
GACAGGCACCAGAUGACAGCAGGAAGAAGCCAAAGGGCACAAGUGUGUGUGCUCUUCAAGCAACUUGCCUUCCCCUUCAACUAACAAGGCCCUUGGGACUCAUAGGAUCCUGCCUAGGGAGCUGUGGAGAAUUGCUGGGUGUCACCUCCCUUGACCAGAUUUCGUCAGAGGCCCAGAUACAAGCAUUUGGGGUUCAGAAGCUGCUGGAAGGGCCGUCCUGUGCUCCCCCUCCCCCGCAUAGUGAUUUGAGCCAAGUUGACUGCUAAGGCGUACGGCUGUCUGUCAUUCCAUCUGUCCACCGUGACCCAGGAGCAUCCGUAGAGCGAGGGAAGGAGGGGAACAUGGUGUAAGACACCCUCCAACCACAUAGGAAGCACAGCUCGCAGGUGUCUGCAGUAUCGGGUCCACCAUGGCCUCUGCUGACAAGGAUGGCAGCAACCUCUCUUCUGUGUCUGGUAGCCGCCUGCAGAGCCGGAAGCCACCCAACCUCUCCAUCACUAUCCCUCCGCCUGAGGCCCAAGCCCCCAGCGAGCGGGAUAGCAUGCUUCCUGAGAGACCUAAGAACCCAGCCUACCUGAAGAGUGUCAGCCUCCAGGAACCCCGACAUGGCACCGAGAAACGCCCCGGCUUCCGCCGUCAGGCUUCCCUGUCCCAGAGCAUCCGCAAGGGCACGGCCCAGUGGUUUGGGGUCAGUGGCGACUGGGAAGGCAAGCGACAGAACUGGCAGCGUCGCAGUCUGCACCACUGCAGCGUGCACUACGGCCGGCUCAAGGCCUCGUGCCAGAGAGAACUGGAGCUGCCCAGCCAGGAGGUGCCCUCCUUCCAGGGCACUGAGUCUCCAAAACCCUGCAAGAUGCCCAAGAUUGUGGAUCCCCUGGCCCGGGGUCGGGCCUUCCGCCACCCAGAUGAGGUGGACCGGCCUCACGCUCCCCAUCCACCUCUGACUCCAGGGGUCUUGUCCCUCACGUCCUUCACCAGCGUCCGCUCCGGCUACUCCCACCUGCCCCGCCGCAAAAGGAUAUCCGUUGCCCACAUGAGCUUUCAGGCAGCUGCCGCCCUCCUCAAGGGGCGCUCGGUGCUGGACGCCACAGGGCAGCGGUGCCGGAAUGUCAAACGUAGCUUUGCCUACCCCAGCUUCCUGGAGGAGGAUGCUGUCGAUGGAGCGGACACCUUCGACUCCUCCUUUUUUAGUAAGGAAGAAAUGAGUUCCAUGCAUGAUGAUGUAUUUGAGUCUCCUCCACUCUCUGCUAGUAACUUCCGAGGGGUCCCACACUCCGCCUCCCCAGUCUCCCCUGAUGGAGUGCAAAUCCCUCUGAAAGAGUACAGCAGUCGAACCCCCGUUCCUGGGACCCAGCGCGGCAAGCGCAUUGCCUCCAAAGUAAAGCACUUUGCGUUUGACCGGAAGAAGCGGCACUACGGCCUGGGUGUCGUGGGAAACUGGCUGAACCGCAGCUACCGCCGCAGCAUCAGCAGCACGGUGCAGAGGCAGCUGGAGAGCUUUGACAGCCACCGGCCUUACUUCACCUACUGGCUGACGUUUGUCCACAUCAUCAUCACCCUGCUGGUGAUCUGCACCUACGGCAUUGCGCCUGUGGGCUUUGCCCAGCAUGUCACCACACAGCUGGUGCUGAAGAACAGAGGUGUGUACGAGAGUGUGAAAUACAUCCAGCAAGAGAACUUCUGGAUUGGCCCCAGCUCGAUUGACCUGAUCCACCUAGGAGCAAAGUUCUCACCCUGUAUCCGCAAAGACCAGCAAAUUGAGCAGCUGGUGCAGAGGGAGCGUGACGUUGAGCGAGCCUCAGGCUGCUGUGUCCAGAAUGACCGCUCGGGUUGUAUCCAGACCCAGAAAAAAGACUGCUCGGAGACUUUGGCCACUUUUGUGAAGUGGCAGAAUGAUACUGGGCCCCCAGAUAUCUCUGAUCAGGGCCAGAAGCAGCCAUCAGCGGUUGUGUGCCACCAAGACCCCAGGACCUGUGAGGAGCCAGCUUCCAGUGGGGCCCACAUCUGGCCUGAUGAUAUUACCAAGUGGCCAAUCUGCACAGAGCAGGCCCAGAGCAACCACACGGGGUUAUUGCACAUAGACUGUAAGAUCAAAGGCCGCCCCUGCUGCAUCGGCACCAAGGGCAGCUGUGAGAUCACCACUCGGGAGUACUGUGAAUUCAUGCAUGGCUAUUUCCACGAGGAGGCAACACUCUGUUCCCAGGUGCACUGCUUGGACAAGGUGUGCGGGCUACUGCCUUUCCUCAACCCUGAGGUCCCUGACCAGUUCUACCGGAUCUGGCUGUCUCUAUUCCUGCACGCGGGCAUAGUGCACUGCCUUGUGUCUGUGGUCUUCCAAAUGACCAUCCUGAGGGACCUAGAGAAGCUGGCCGGUUGGCACCGUAUCUCCAUCAUCUUCAUUCUCAGUGGCAUCACCGGCAACCUGGCCAGCGCCAUCUUCCUCCCCUAUCGGGCAGAGGUGGGCCCAGCUGGGUCACAGUUUGGCCUCCUUGCCUGCCUCUUUGUGGAGCUCUUCCAGAGCUGGCAGCUGCUGGAGCGACCGUGGAAGGCCUUCUUCAACCUGUCGGCCAUUGUGCUUUUCCUCUUCAUCUGUGGCCUCCUGCCCUGGAUAGACAACAUCGCGCACAUCUUCGGCUUCCUCAGCGGUAUGCUGCUGGCCUUUGCCUUCCUGCCAUACAUCACCUUCGGCACCAGCGACAAGUACCGCAAGCGGGCACUCAUCCUAGUGUCGCUGGUCGCCUUCGCCGGGCUCUUUGCCUCCCUGGUGCUGUGGCUGUACAUCUACCCCAUCAACUGGCCCUGGAUCGAGUACCUCACGUGCUUCCCCUUCACCAGCCGCUUCUGCGAGAAGUAUGAGCUGGACCAGGUGCUACACUAACUCGGCAGAAACGGUGUCUGCCCCGGGCCAUGUGCCUGCAGAGACUUGCUGACCGCAGGGCCCCGAGCCCAGGGGCUCGCUCUGUAGGCAAGGCUGACUCCAUAUGAAACAGGUAGUAAAGACGGGGUUCCCUAGGGAGAUGAGACCUCCCUUUCUCAGGCCUGAAUGUACCUGACUCGAGUUUGGAGGACAUCCAGGAUACCUGUUUCUUCACGGCUCAGGUCCUAGGCCCUGCCUGCCUCUCUUUCCUUCCCAGGGCUCAGGGCUCUGGCCUGUGCAGGUACCGUCUUCCCGUUGUCACUGUGACUAUGACCUCCCCAGACACACAGCUGCUCCCUCAGUUGUCCCCAGGGUUGAGGUCCCCACCAUGCUGCUACGACCCUUUUCCUGUUUCUCCUCUCCUCCCCGUUCUAUAAGCCCUUCCCUCAUUUGUCCAUGGAGUCACGAGCCUGCUCCUAAGGCUCCCGGACACAGCGUUGUAGGAUAGACUUUGGCCGUUGUCUAGGGGCAAUGACAAGCUAGGAGAGAAGGCUGUACGGGGAUGCUAAGGGCUAUUGUUAAGCAAAGAAGCCAGAUCCCUACGUCACCAGCUCAGCCCCAGCUCCAGCAUCUGUAUCUGGCCUCACAGGUGGGCUCUGAUGCCCGGAUUGUCCCCACCACCUCUGCCUCACUCCUCCCUGUGUGGCCAGGGGCUGAGCCACCUUGAGGACUGACUCCAAGGGAUGCUUGCGGCUGUCGGGCCUGGCGUUUUGUUUGUUUUUCCAAUUUAUAUUAUGGUCCUAAUUUUUUAAAGUAACGCUAACUUUGUAUGGACGAUGUCUCGAGUUUAUUAAAUGGCAUUCUCUAUGAAAAUACUGCUUUUAGUCUCAGGCCUCUGAGGAAAAACA